CCAGCUGUUGCUGUUCUAGCACCUGAUUUUAUCAUUUUUGUACAGUUUAUAACACUUUUACAAUCUACGCUAUCGUCAUACGACAUUUUUUCUCUAAUACAGGCACCCAUAGCGAAAUCUCGCUGUAUCUUUCAGAGUUUGCUGUUUCUAGUCGAAGUCCUUUUCCUGACCGAGCCGAAAAGUGGGUUUUUCGCCAGGUUGCGUGGGGAAAGUGAGGGGUAUGUCCAGCGCGGAACUUGCACACGGUUCUGCCUCUCGAACAAAGAUGCACCGGAAAAGGGGUAA
Bipolaris zeicola 26-R-13 is the source of this 285-nucleotide messenger RNA. RefSeq lists its product as uncharacterized. The record is from RefSeq and is a predicted model, not a curated record. The annotation marks the transcript as partial. The transcript has a single exon. Lineage: Eukaryota; Fungi; Ascomycota; Dothideomycetes; Pleosporales; Pleosporaceae.